AUGUCGACACCUACCUCGCCGCCGAUUUCUCCCCUUCUCUUCUCCGCCCAGCUUUAUCCUGGCCGAGCGCUCGGCUGGUUGGUCCUUGGAGCGUCGUUGCACGAUAUCUUGACUCGCCUCAAGACAGAGCCCCAGCGGUUCCCGAAUCUCGAUGUCAAGUACAGCCCAAUCGAGCCGACAAAAUCGAUUGUCAUUAUCGAUCUCCCUGCAAACGGCAUUCGUCUACAAUUCGACGCCCCAGAGCAGCGACUACGCUUAAUCGAGGUGGUGGACUUUACCAAGAAUCAUAUCUUUCUCAAGGCAGCCGACAACAAGGAGCGUGACCUUGUCCGCCCUGCCACAGCAUCCACCCCGUCAACCGAUAACCCCGCGGGCCCUACGUUCCGUCACAUCUACCAGCGGUUUCUUGGUCCCACCUAUGAUGGCGAGUUCAUUGAUGGACCGAAGACGCCAGACAACGCCGUCGAUCAAUAUGGGCUCUACGUUCUGUCAUGGCCCGGUGUGGCCUUUAGUUUCCUCAUGAAGAAAGCGAGCUACUCGGCCAAGAAGAACGUGGUUGAUCUGUUGCCAUCCACGCAAGUCCCCGAGACCAUGGGCAUUUUCAGUGGGGAUUCGUGGACACAAGCCCGACAGACGCUGUGGACUGAUGUGCUGCCCAGUCUCAAGACGUUCACGCCACUCACUAAGGGAAAGGAGGUGUUUCCUGACGAGGUGUCUCUGAUCAAGAUUUACGGGGCAGGGAAACUGCAGGUCUUUCGAAAGUGGACGGAUCAGCACUUUUGGAUCAGGCUUGGACAGACAACUCCGCAAGACCUUGUAUCCCACUUGGGUCCUCCCGAUGCCAUAUACCGGAAAAACGACCAUAAGAUGUUCGCCCACAAAGUGCGGACUGGUAGCGAUGCCCUGAAGCGACCAGACAGUGCUGAUUUGAAGCAUCAGGACGACCUUACAGAUACAGAUCAAUCAUCGGCAAACGCUGGGUCGGAUGGUUAUCACUCUAGCGAUGAUGAAACCAGUGAUGUCAGCGUGGAAGGCCACGUGUCAGGCGAGUGCUUCUACAACUAUUUCUACCAUGGAUUCGAUGUGUUGGUCUCGAAGCCGACGGCGCCAUCACCGGUACCGCCUUCCCAGGAGCAGGGAAAGAAUGUACCCAACGUUCCCAGGGACUGGCUUCUCACAGCCAAUGCCGACAGCCUUGUUGCCACAAAGAUUGUUUUGCACGGAAAUGUGCCUGGGUCGUAUCCCUUUAACCGGCACCGUCGCUGCCGAUGGGAAAUCCCGUAUCUUUCAUCUGCCUCGGACGUUGUGAUCAACUCAGAGUCGGAUUUCCCGCAAAUCGAGGAGAGCCUGCGCAAAGAGUGGCAGUCCAUCUACCCUUCUGAAGAUGAGGCGCGCAAGGCGCAAAGGGGCAUGGUUCUUAAUAGGGGCUGGGGAGACAGUCCCGGUAGCAGCAUCGAGUUUCUCGGCGGCUGGGAAGGAGACGGCGCUGCGGCAGCACCAGACGCCGGUGGCACGGCCAAGAAGUUUGAUGGGCCCGCAGAUUCCACAACUACUUUGUAUGGAUUUCCGGGACUCGUUUUUGAGGUGUUGAAGAACGGUGCUGUCACUGCGGGAUGGACCAUUUCGCCAGUAUUGUUUAAUUUGCGUUUACAACUUCACACAUAAGCGGAUUGCUUUUCAACAUGGUUUAAUCUCAGCUAAACCUAUAGUACUGUCCAACACAGGGUCAAGAUACAAAUUAAGUACUAAACACGCGUUGAACUCGGCAGUCUGGUCCAGCACAUACAUACACUACACACAUGCCUAC
Neurospora hispaniola is the source of this 1807-nucleotide messenger RNA. RefSeq lists its product as uncharacterized. Gene Ontology annotation, cellular component: trans-Golgi network. The record is from RefSeq and is a predicted model, not a curated record. Bases 1 to 1665 code for a protein of 554 amino acids. The transcript has 2 exons. Gene Ontology annotation, biological process: Golgi to plasma membrane protein transport. NCBI's taxonomy places the organism in Eukaryota, Fungi, Ascomycota, Sordariomycetes, Sordariales, Sordariaceae.